This is a messenger RNA of Punica granatum (pomegranate), 1035 nucleotides long. The record is from RefSeq and is a predicted model, not a curated record. Lineage: Eukaryota; Viridiplantae; Streptophyta; Magnoliopsida; Myrtales; Lythraceae.
AUCUUCCUCUACAGGCAGGCAGGCAGGAAGUUUCCCGCAUCUUCUUCUUCCUCCUCUUCAGUUCCUCUCUUCUCCAAGAAAUCCGCAAUCUCUGUUCUGAGGACCUAAAACCCCAGCGCCAUGGCUUCCCUUCCGUUCUCAGCUGCAUCUCCGGUGGCCUUUCGCGGCCACUCCCGGUCCUACUCUGGGUCGAGACCUUCUCCUUUCCCUGCUCCUUCAUGGCCGUCGAUCAGAUCCUCCCUCAGCUCCUCCAAGUCGGCUCUUUUCCAGAACGGGUUCACCCUAGCAAUGCUGAGCUCGUCCGCUGCUUUCUCCAGUUUCCAGGCCUCCGGUGUCCACGCCCGAGCUGCUACCGAGAAGACCUUGCACGAUUUCACUGUUAAGGAUAUUGAUAAGAAGGAUGUUCCUCUAAGCAAAUUCAAGGGGACAGUUCUUCUGAUCGUCAACGUUGCCUCGAGAUGUGGUUUGACUUCGUCGAAUUACACCGAGCUCUCGCACCUGUACGAGAAGUACAAGACUCAAGGAUUUGAUAUUCUAGCUUUCCCCUGCAAUCAAUUUGGUAUGCAGGAGCCUGGCUCGAACCCUGAAAUUAAGCAAUUUGCUUGCACAAAGUUCAAAGCUGAGUUUCCAAUUUUCGAUAAGGUUGAUGUAAAUGGACCAUUUACAGCUCCUGUUUAUCAGUUCCUGAAGUCAAGCAGUGGGGGAUUUUUGGGUGACCUGAUCAAAUGGAACUUUGAGAAGUUCUUGGUGGACAAAAAUGGGAAAGUUGUACAGAGAUAUCCCCCUACAACAUCACCAUUUCAAAUUGAGAAGGACAUUCAGAAGCUUCUUGCUGCAUGAGGAUUCCAUGGGAUGGUAACAAAUCAGACCCCGGGCAUUGAGGUCGGGAUAUUAAGAGCAAGAGAUGUAAAUAAUUGUGAAUCGGGUGUCAUAAUUCCAGUACUUGUCUUGUAUUACUACAGAAUAAUGUGUUUUGUAUCUUAUCUCGUAUGAGACUACUUUGUUCAAUGCGAAAUCUGUCUAUUGUUGCUCGCU